Molecule: messenger RNA, 2375 nt
Organism: Octodon degus (degu)
Lineage: Eukaryota; Metazoa; Chordata; Mammalia; Rodentia; Octodontidae
Gene: Ttll8
Product: tubulin tyrosine ligase like 8
Exons: 15
Coding region: 81-2375 (764 amino acids)
Biological process (GO): protein polyglycylation; cilium assembly; cilium movement
Cellular component (GO): cilium
Molecular function (GO): protein-glycine ligase activity, initiating
Source: RefSeq, a predicted model, not a curated record
CUGGCCAUCACCUGGUCCCCAGGGGUCACCACAGACUGAAGGGGUCCUGUGGCAGGAAGUACAAGCUGACCAGGAGGGGCAUGGAACUGGUGGAGAGGACCCGGCUGUCAUCCACAUCGUCAGAUGGGGCUGGCAAAGGAGAAAAAUUAAAACAAGGCAAUUCUCGAGCUUCCACUUCUUCCCCCAAAAUAGACAGAUACAAAAUGGCAAGACAGUUAACAGAAAAAGCAAUCAAGGAAAAGAAGAUCUUCGCUAUCUGCGGACACUACCCAGUGAUCCGGGCCACUCUGCGGAGGAAGGGCUGGGUGGAGAAGAAGUCCCACUUCCUGCCCAAGAUCCUCCCAGGCCCCGAGGAUGAAGAUGUGGGCAUCACUGAUGGCAAACGUGUCAAGGUCCAGGAAGAUCAGGAAAUGACUUCAAGGAAAGCAGAAGACAUCCAUGAUGCGAUGUCCAGGCUGGUAAAGAAUGAGACGCCGUACUUCCUCUGGACCAUCAAAAGGGACAUCGUGGACUAUCAUAACCUGAGCUCUGACCAGAUGCUGAACCACUACGCGAAGACAUCGUCCUUCACCACCAAGAUCGGGCUGUGUGUGAACAUGCGGAGCCUGCCGUGGUUCGUCCAGGCCAACCCUGACGCCUUCUUCCCGCGCUGCUACAGCCUGUGCGUGGAGAGUGAGAAGCAGGAGUUCGUGGAUGACUUCCGGCGCACCAUGGCCUCCAGCAUCCUCAAGUGGGUCGUCAGCCACCAGAGCUGCACCAGAAGCAACGCCAGGAGCCAGAAGGAGGAGGCCGGGCCUAGUGAAGAGGGCAGCAGGACAGAUCCUGAGGGUGCCAUGAAGAAGCUCAGGGGUCUCCCGGGACAGCUGGUGGAUGUGGCCUGCCGGGUGUGCCAGGCCUACCUGGGGCAGCGGGAGCAUGAGGACAUCGACGGGCUGGCGAGAAGCGUGGAGGGCCUGACCGAGGCCGAGUGGAGCACCCUGACCCAGCAGUACUACGCCCUGGUCCGCGGCGAUGCUUUCAUCUCCAGUUCAAGAAAUUACUUUUCACAGUGCCAGGCUUUGCUGAAUAAAAUUAAGUCCGUGAACCCCCAGACAGAGAUCGAUGGGCUGCGGAAUGUCUGGAUUAUAAAGCCUGCGGCCAAGUCCCGGGGCCGAGACAUAGUGUGCAUGGACCAUGUGGAGGACAUCCUGAAGCUGGUGGCUGCUGACCACCCACCCUCCCGGGACAACAGGUGGGUGGUGCAGAAGUACGUUGAGACACCGCUGCUGAUCUACGACACCAAGUUCGACGUCAGGCAGUGGUUCCUGGUCACUGACUGGAAUCCCCUGACCAUCUGGUUCUACAAGGAGAGCUACCUGCGCUUCUCCACACAGCGCUUCUCCCUGGACAGCCUGGACAGCGCCACCCACCUGUGCAACAAUGCCAUCCAGAAGCACCUACAGAACGACCAGGGACGCAGCCCACUGCUACCAGGCCACAACAUGUGGAGCAGUACACAGUUCCAGGAGUACCUGCAGGGCCGGGGCAGAGGGGCCGUGUGGGCCAGCCUCAUCUACCCAUCCAUGAAGAGGGCUGUCACUCACACCAUGAAGGUGGCCCAGGCUCACGUGGAGCCACGCAGGAACAGCUUCGAGCUCUAUGGCGCCGACUUCAUCCUGGGCCGAGACUUUAGGCCAUGGCUGAUUGAGAUCAACUCUAGCCCCACCAUGCACCCGUCCACACCUGUCACGGCCCAGCUGUGCGCCCAGGUGCAGGAGGACACCAUCAAGGUGGUGGUGGACCGCAAGUUUGAUCGCAACUGCGAUGUUGGCAACUUUGAGCUUCUGUGGCGGCAGCCCGCCGUGGAACUGCCGCCUUUCAGCGUGUCCGACCUCUGUGUGGAAGGUGUUGGCCUGAGAAGGAACAAGAGGCAGAUGCCACCCAUUCCCACCGUUAACAUCUCAGCGUCGCUCCCAGAGGCUCAGAUUCUUAAAGUGCCGCGCCGCUCAGCCACACUGGACAGGGCAGGCAGACCCCCUCGUGCCCCCAUGCCGCGGGAGAGGACCCUGGGAGACAAGAAGGUGCCUGUGCCCCCAUGGCCUGCCACAGCUGAAAGGAGCUGCGAGAGAAUCCUGCCCAACACCCAGCCCACCCGACCCUUGGACCUGGACCUGCCCAGAGCACAGCCCCUGGUGCCCAUGCAGCGGAGGACAGUGGCUGGUGCACCGAGUGGGCUGCCCUCAGCACCAGGCCCCCAGAGAGACCGCACCCAGUGCCUCCUGUGUCACUGUUCACCUGCAAGCGUGAGGCCCUGCAAGCGCUGCGGCUCGUUCUCUGUCGCCAUCCUGCAAGGCUCCUGCUUCGUGCCGCUCGAGACUCCAGGACAAGGGCUGUGA